This is a messenger RNA of Dreissena polymorpha, 1710 nucleotides long. Its product is annotated as ABC transporter G family member 20-like. Lineage: Eukaryota; Metazoa; Mollusca; Bivalvia; Myida; Dreissenidae. The coding region runs from base 37 to 1710 and encodes 557 amino acids. Gene Ontology annotation, molecular function: ATP binding; ATP hydrolysis activity. The record is from RefSeq and is a predicted model, not a curated record. The transcript has 14 exons.
UCCAAGCUGUCCUCCCUUCAGAGCACUAGCAUACAGAUGGCAGGCAAUGCUGCAGACAUCGACACAUCCAGCGUUGCAAUCAACAGGAUGCCGAGGACUCGCUAUCUGACGAAUUCAUCGGAAAAUGAGCCGGUGGCAGUUUGGGGGAGGCACAUUAACAAGUCCUAUGGGAAACUGAGAGUACUGAAGGAUCUCGAUAUAACGGUUCCAAGGGGAUGCAUUUAUGGAUUACUGGGCCCAAGUGGCUGUGGAAAGACGACGUUGCUGCGAUGUGUGAUCGGUCGACUGCACAUGGACAGCGGUCAUCUUGUCGUCUUGGGAGACAGGCAGGGAUCGCGGGGUCACAAGGUGCCUGGAAGCCUGGUGGGGUACAUGCCACAGGAGACGGCCUUGUUCCCAGACCUGACUAUCGCGGAGACGUUGCAGUACUUUGGUCGGCUACAUGGCAUGGACAGCGAUCACAUUGGAGCGCGCACCGACUUCCUCAUAGACUUCCUGAUGCUGCCUGACAAGUCACGGCUGGCGGGACAGCUCAGUGGAGGACAGAUGCGUCGUGUAUCAUUCUGUGUAGCCCUGCUACAUGAACCAGAACUGCUGAUCCUCGAUGAACCCACAGUCGGAGUGGAUCCCCUACUCAGAGAAAGGAUCUGGGACCAUCUGAUCAACAUCACCAGCCACAUGGGCAACCACACGACCAUCAUACUUACCACCCAUUACAUCGAGGAGGCAAGACAGGCUGGCAAGAGCUUGGAGAGUGUCUUUCUCAAGUUGUGUGAGGCGGUCAAAGUGGGAACCCCGCCUGAUCUGGCCUUGCCUAACAACCAGGUACUGUUGCCUUACAACCAGGUAUUGUUGCUUAACAGCCAGGUACUGUUGCAUAACAACCAGGUACUGGAGCCUAACAACCGGAUACUGUUGCCUAACAACCAGUCGAGCCUGAACGAUGAAGAAACGGUUCCUGUACGCAACGGAGACAAUGUGCCCCUGCUUGGAAGCGUGUUCAGCAAGUGGGCUUGUCCAGUGGGUUUGCCAAGUGGGCGCAACAUCGCAGCGCAGUUCAUGAAGAAUCUGCACAUAAUGCGACGAAAGAUAGGGUUUCUGCUGUUCCAGUUCAUGUUGCCAUUCGUCGAGAUACUUCUUUUCUGUAUAUGCAUCGGCAACGACCCUUUCGGGCUUCACCUGGCUAUUGUGAACGAAGACACCGGGGGUCUGGGUCAGAGAUACCUCCAGGCCCUGGAUAAUCAUUCCAUUAUACAGGUAUUUUUUAGUUCAGGUUACAGUGCAGCGUAUGACUCGGUGCGUGAUGGCCACACGUGGGCUGUCAUACAUCUCAAAGCAAACUUUACUCAGGAUCUCAUUGAAAGAUUUUCCAGUAUAACCAAUGUCAGCGACUCAGUGAUUAAUGGCAGCUCAGUUCAUCUGCAGAUUGAUUCAACAAGCAUGGCUACAUUUGAGAUAAUGCUGGCCCAUAUGUUUACUAAGAUGUUUAUAGUGGUGGUCCAGAUUGCAGUGCUUCUCUCAGUGGCUCUUCUGAUAUUCAAGGUGCCUUGUCUAGGACCACUGAUAUGGGUGAUUCUACCUCUGUUCAUACGCGGUUUCCUUGGCAUGUCAAUAGGUGUUCUCUUCUCGGCCGUUUGCUGUGAUGAAAACUCUGCCAUACAGUUGGCACUCGGAUCGUAUUUCCCUCUUAUGCUAAUAAGUGGUAAGUGA